GCGUUCCCUUGGCUCCCGGCGGCGGCGCCAUGGACCAGGCUGUGGGCGACCUGAAACAAGCGCUUCCCUGCGUUGUCGAGUCACCCGCGGUCCAUGUGGAGGUUCUGCAGCGCAGCGAAAGCACUGCAAAAAAAGAAGACAUAAAGCUGAGUGUUUACAAGCUGCUCAACAGGCAUAAUGUUGUGUUUGGAGAUUACACGUGGACUGAGUUUGAUGAGCCUUUUCUGGCAAGAAAUGUUCAGUCAGUGUCUAUUGUUGACACAGAAUUAAAGCUUAAAGACCCUCAGCCCAUUGAUUUGAGUACAUGCACCAUUGCACUUCACAUCUUCCAGUUGAAUGAAGAUGGACCCAGCAGUGAAAAUUUGGAUGAAGAAACAGAAAAUAUAAUUGCGGCAAGUCACUGGGUUCUGCCUGCAGCUGAAUUUCACGGGCUUUGGGAUAGCCUCGUGUAUGAUGUGGAGGUCAAAUCACAUCUCCUUGAUUAUGUGAUGACCACCUUACUCUUCUCAGACAAGAAUGUGGACAGCAACCUUAUCACUUGGAACCGGGUGGUGCUGUUGCACGGUCCUCCAGGAACUGGAAAAACAUCCCUUUGUAAGGCAUUAGCCCAGAAACUGACCAUCAGACUGUCAAGCAGGUACCGGUAUGGCCAAUUGAUUGAAAUAAACAGCCACAGCCUCUUUUCUAAGUGGUUUUCAGAAAGUGGCAAGUUGGUAACUAAGAUGUUCCAGAAGAUUCAGGACUUGAUUGAUGAUAAAGAAGCUCUGGUGUUUGUGCUGAUCGAUGAGGUGGAGAGUCUUACCGCUGCUCGAAAUGCUUGCAGGGCAGGUGCAGAGCCAUCAGAUGCUAUUCGUGUGGUCAAUGCUGUCUUGACUCAAAUUGAUCAGAUUAAAAGGCAUUCCAAUGUGGUGAUUCUAACCACUUCCAAUAUCACUGAGAAGAUUGAUGUGGCUUUUGUGGACAGAGCUGACAUCAAGCAAUACAUUGGCCCCCCCUCUGCAGCAGCCAUCUUCAGAAUCUACCUCUCUUGCUUAGAAGAACUGAUGAAGUGCCAGAUUAUAUAUCCUCGUCAGCAGCUGUUGAACCUUCGAGAGCUGGAAAUGAUUGGCUUCGUUGAAAAUAAUGUGUCAAAGUUGAGCCUCCUUUUGAGUGAAAUUUCAAGGAAGAGUGAGGGCCUCAGUGGCCGGGUCCUGAGGAAACUCCCUUUCCUGGCUCAUGCGCUCUACAUUCAGGCACCCAGCGUCACCAUCGAGGGUUUCCUCCAGGCCCUGUCUCUGGCAGUGGACAAACAGUUUGAGGAAAAAAAGAAGCUUUCAGCUUAGAUCCCAGACAUCCUUAUCUGUGGUUUUCAAUGGACAACUAGUAGGUGAUAACACCUACCUCACAGUGCACAUUAGAGAUUAUUCUAAACAAUGUAGGUCUGCAAGGCAGACAGAUGGGAUGGUGAACUUUGUCAAAAGAAGGAAGGACUGUGUUUGUGUUAUUUUAUAAUGCAUAUUUAAAGGCAAACUCCCUGUCUUUUUCAGUUUUAAAAAGAUAGUUCCAAUUCUGUUUGCAUCUAUGUAAAGACUCAUCUAAAUAUUGAUUCCCAUCCUGACUCUAGCCUGUCAGACACAAGAUGUUAAAAUUUGUUUAAAAUAAAGGGAGCUCAAAACAGCUAUCACAGAACAAGAGGCAUAAUGCAGUUACAGCACUGAAGGAUAGAUCCUUCGCUCAAGCUAGAAGGGACCAGUUAGCUUCAGUUAGCACAACAUAAUAUCUUGUGCCUCAGUUAGCACAAGAUGUUAUGUAAUGGAUGAGAAAGCCAUGUUUCUGUGAUACAGAAAUUGAGCAAAGGAAUGCAGGUGCAGGUGAGGACUUCUUUGAUAGUGAUCAGAUGUCAUGUUCACAGGAACAAAGCAUGCUUUCUACAGCCAAGUGAAGUAGGCAAUGUGUGUCUUGUUUCUCCACUAAUGUUACUCAUAUUUCAAGUGAAAAUGCAUGUUGCCAAAUAUAAGUUAAUAAGUGUUAUACCUCACAGAAUAUCAUGUUUUAUGUCAUCUUGGCAUUAAUGCUUUGUACAUGAAGCUACUUUUAAAAGGAGUGCUGUUUUUUCAUAGAACUUUUUUAAUAUUAAACUUGUUUUCAGAAUACUUUUAUUUUUAU
Molecule: messenger RNA, 2145 nt
Organism: Psammomys obesus (fat sand rat)
Lineage: Eukaryota; Metazoa; Chordata; Mammalia; Rodentia; Muridae
Gene: Trip13
Product: thyroid hormone receptor interactor 13
Exons: 13
Coding region: 30-1322 (430 amino acids)
Biological process (GO): reciprocal meiotic recombination; meiotic recombination checkpoint signaling
Cellular component (GO): nucleus; chromosome
Molecular function (GO): ATP hydrolysis activity; ATP binding
Source: RefSeq, a predicted model, not a curated record